AUGGGCAAGUUCGGAUUCAGCAAGAAAGGGGACGGAGAGGACGAUGCUAGCCGUUCUGCUCUGUUUGGAAGUCGCUCUUCCAAGAAUGCCUCCCCAGCUGCCUCGAAUCCCUACGCACAGACAGCCGCAGCUGAUCCAUACGCACAAGAUACCAACAAAUAUGCAAACAUGGGCCCUCCAUCUGGUUCCCCGUACCAGCAAGCCAGAUCACAAUACGGUCUCCCUAGCGGACCUCCUGGGGGUCGAGGUCGAGGCUUGCCUGGAGGUCCUGGUGCAAACAGAGGAGGACCACCUCCUGGGCCACCCCCUGCAGUUAACCGUGGACCACCGAGUGGAGGUGGCUAUGGAGCUGAAAAAUAUGGAAGCGGUGGAGGUUACGGCACGAAUAGAUAUGAUAAUGCACCUAGUUAUGGUGCCCCCGCCGCAGACACAGGCUCUAAAUACGGUCCUGGUGGGUAUGGAGGACUAGGACGAACAAACAGCAAUGAGACGACCACAACGGAAGACAAUCGCAACGCCUUAUUCGGCGGAGCCAAAGACAGAUAUGCACAAAAAGCUGCCGCGCCUCCUGCCAACGGUCAACCAGGUACUGGUUAUGGAGCCGAGUCAGGAGCGUCAGGUGCCGAGGGAGGGUAUGGUGCCUAUGGUGAAGAGAGACAGUUGACAGCCGAGGAAGAAGAGGAAGAAGAUGUUCAAGCAACCAAGCAGCAGAUCCGUUUCAUGAAGCAGGAGGAUGUUUCAUCAACCAGGAAUGCCCUUCGAAUUGCAGCCCAAGCCGAGGAAACUGGCAGAGGCACAUUGGCAAGACUUGGCGCACAGGGCGAGCGAAUUCACAACACAGAAAAGAAUUUGGAUAUCGCCGCAAACCAUAACCGCAUCGCUUCGGAGAAGGCUAGAGAACUAAAGACUUUGAACGGGAGCAUGUUUGCUGUGCAUGUUUCCAACCCCUUUACAGCAUCCUCGAGGAGGGAAAAACGAGAUCAAGAGAUUCUCGAGAAGCAUCGCACGGAACGUGAACAACGCGACACUACACGUCAAGCUGCAUUUGGAAGUCAGCAGCGAAUGGAACGCAAUUUCAAAGACCUCCAGCCUGGAGACCAAGGCUAUCGACCACAGCAGACUAAACAAAGCCUUGCGGACCGGUCCAAGUUUCAAUUCGAGCCAGAUUCCGAGGAUGAAGAGAUGGAAAACGAGAUUGACAGCAACAUCGAUGCAUUGGGUCAUGCUGCUGGCCGAUUGAACCUUUUGGCGAGAGCUACAGGCAAGGAAGUAGAAGCUCAGAAUGAGGUUAUCGACCGGGUUAUUGUAAAGAGCGACCGGGUGGACGACCAGAUUGCGAUGAAUCGGGCUAAACUGGAUCGGAUCCAUUGA
This is a messenger RNA of Lachnellula hyalina, 1371 nucleotides long. It is a transcript of the gene sec9, whose product is annotated as Protein transport protein. Gene Ontology annotation, cellular component: plasma membrane; SNARE complex. The transcript is spliced from 2 exons. Lineage: Eukaryota; Fungi; Ascomycota; Leotiomycetes; Helotiales; Lachnaceae. Gene Ontology annotation, biological process: vesicle fusion; exocytosis. Gene Ontology annotation, molecular function: SNAP receptor activity; syntaxin binding. Bases 1 to 1371 code for a protein of 456 amino acids. The record is from RefSeq and is a predicted model, not a curated record.